This is a messenger RNA of Rhododendron vialii, 3218 nucleotides long. Its product is annotated as U-box domain-containing protein 35-like. The record is from RefSeq and is a predicted model, not a curated record. Bases 420 to 2822 code for a protein of 800 amino acids. NCBI's taxonomy places the organism in Eukaryota, Viridiplantae, Streptophyta, Magnoliopsida, Ericales, Ericaceae. Gene Ontology annotation, molecular function: protein kinase activity; ATP binding. The transcript has 11 exons. Gene Ontology annotation, biological process: protein phosphorylation.
UCCAACAGAAAAACAGGGAAUCGACCUGCGGACAAUGGCAGCCCAUGUAUUUUGUACGUAUAUUAAUGCGGAUGGGUAUUUCCUUCAUUUACAUGUUGAGAGAAAUAGAGAGCGCUUUUGCCAGUGGCAUCAGAUUUGUUUGCUAAAUACAGAAUAUGAGCGCAGAGAGAGAGAGAGAGAGUGAUGUUUAGGCCAUCUCUGUCACCAUUCAUUUCUUUUGAAAACAAAAGAGGCUAGUGCAGUAUACCCGACCAAGAGGAGAAGGGCUCUCCCCCUUUUUUGUUCAUUCUCUUUUUGUCCGUUUUGUAUGGAUUAUUAGGCUGCUGGACAUGACCAAGUUUGUAUUUUGUUUUUCUGUAUUUGUUUUGUCUUCAAAUUUUUUGUGAAGAGAGUGAGAAGUCGGUCAGAGAGAGAGAGAGAUGUGGCUUCCGAAGCCAAGCAAUGGAGAAAGGAAGGCAGGAGGAGGAGGAGAAAGAGGAAAUGGGUUGGUUGCAGUAGCUGUAGACAAGGAUAAAGGAAGCCAGUACGCUCUAAAAUGGGCUAUUGAAAACCCUAUCUUCAAAUCCCAAACUGUCAUUCUCAUCCAUGUCGUCCACCAACCUACAUCUGCUUCAGCAACGAACCAUUCUGCUAGUUGUGAACUGAGUGGGGCCGGAUGUGCACACAGGCCACAACUUGAGAAGCAAACCAAGGAAUUGUUCCUGACCUUCCAUUGCUUUUGUACCCGCAAAAAUAUUCAGUUCCUUGAUGUUAUACUGGAAGAUACAGAUAUAGUGAAAGCAUUACUGGAAUAUGUUUCUUAUGCUGCCAUUGAGAACUUGAUUCUUGGUGCAUCAUCGAGGCAUGGCUUUAUCAGAAUAUUCAAGGCCUUAGAUGUUCCCAGCAAUGUAUCAAAAGGAGCACCGGAUUUCUGUAGUGUUUAUGUAAUCUCCAAAACAAAGAUCUCUUCUAUGCGGAAUGCUUCGCGUGCAGCCCCAUUCACUUCUCCUCUUCAUAACCAAAUUAAAAGCCAAGCUGCCCGCAAUUCUUUUGAUUCGCAGUCAAGGCUUACUUUAAGUCGUAAAGCAGGAGGAAAGACUCUGCACAAACCUCGUGAUUUGCAAGACGACAACGAAUCCAUCAAGUCACCAUUUGCUAGAGGAAGAAGGUUCAGUGGAAGGUUGUGGGGAGAGCUCUCACAAUCAGAGAUUGAUAUAUCCUUUGUUAGCAGCUCUGGCAGGUCAAGCACUGAAGACCGCGGGUCUGUUAGUUCCCUAUAUGAUCCUUGUAAUAUGGAAUCAGCUGAAGCCCGAACAUCUCGCAUGCAAACUAGCCUAGAACGCAGCCUUGGGCCAAGGGCCUUAGGUGGAGCCAAGUGGACUGACGCUGACACUCCACAUGAAUUUUCAUCCUCCUCAGGCGAUAGUAUUGGAAGAAGUUCAUGUUCAUCUCAAGGCCUGCAGGAUGGCGUGGAAGCUGAAAUGAGGCGGCUAAAGCUAGAGCUGAAACAAACAAUGGAAAUGUACAGUACAGCCUGCAAAGAAGCCCUAACAGCAAAACAGAAGGCAGUGGAGCUCCGUCGGUGGCGAGUUGAAGAAGAACGACGAUUAGAAGAAGCCAGACUUGCAGAGGAAGCUGCAAGGGCAAGUGCAGAGAAGGAAAAAGCUAAAUGCAGAGCAGCCAUGGAGGCAGCUGAAGCAGCUCAGAGGAUUGCUAAACGGGAAGCACAGCGGAGAAUAAAUAUUGAAAUGAAGAUCUUGGGGGAAGCAGAGGGGAAUAUGACCAUGGAAUCAGAUACACUUGCCAUGAAUGAUGUGGUUAUUAGGUACAGGAAAUACACUAUUGACGAGAUUGAAGUAGCAACAGAUUUUUUUGCUGAAUCACGCAAAAUUGGGGAAGGUGGCUACGGCCCCGUCUACAAGUGUUUCCUUGAUCAUACACCCGUUGCAGUAAAGGUUUUACGUCCAGAUGCAACUCAUGGAAGGGAACAAUUUCAAAGAGAGGUUGAAAUUCUAAGCUGUAUGCGACAUCCCAACAUGGUACUACUCCUAGGAGCAUGUCCAGAGUAUGGAUGUCUAGUCUAUGAGUACAUGGGCAAUGGUAGCUUAGAAGACCGUAUCUUCAGACGUGGGAACACCCCUGCUCUAUCUUGGCAAAUAAGGUUCCGAAUUGCAGCAGAGAUUGCAACGGGGUUGCUCUUUCUCCACCAGACGAAGCCAGAGCCGGUAGUGCACCGCGACCUCAAACCUGCCAACAUUCUGCUGGACCAAAACUAUGUGAGCAAGAUCAGCGAUGUUGGAUUGGCCAGGCUUGUUCCUCCCACAGUGGCUGAUGAUGUCACACAGUACCGAAUGACGUCAACUGCUGGGACAUUCUGCUACAUUGACCCAGAGUAUCAACAGACUGGAAUGCUUGGUGUUAAAUCUGAUGUUUAUUCGCUGGGGAUAGUGCUUCUGCAACUGAUAACUGCCAAGCCAGCAAUGGGCUUGGCUCACCACGUUGGGCGAUCCAUCGACAAGGGCACAUUUGCUGAGAUGCUGGACCCAACUGUACCUGAUUGGCCAGUUGAGGAGGCCUUGUGCUUUGCAAAGGUAGCUGUCCAAUGCGCAGAGCUAAGGCGGAAAGAUAGGCCAGAUCUUGGCAAGGCCGUUUUGCCAGAGCUUAACCGAUUGAGAGGACUCGCUGAUGAAACGAUGACCAGCUUCACGUUUGGUGGCAGUGCUGGUCCUUCCCCCCAUCACAGCUAUGUUUCCAUCGCACAGGACGUGAUCAGCGACCCCGUGCUUGUUCAUUCAGGAUGUGAGAGCUCAAAGAACUACUCAAGCUCAUCCUCAUUGACUUAACCAGAAGCUGCCAGGAACAGCUGACUAAAUUCAACAGAAGUUUUGAAGUUUGGUACAAAUUCUGUAAAUUGUUGUGCGGAACGGCUAAAGCAACAAAGUAGAUACAGUUGUUCCUUGCAUUGUUUGACCGGUGGCCUGCUUGAACUUUUUCAUCCAGUUUUGCUUAGGCGAUGGACUCGUAUCUUUUCCUUGAUAGGAUUAGAUAUGUGGAAUUUUUUUCAAUGUAGCAUGGUGUAUUGUUAGAGUGUACAAUUAGAAUUCAGGAAAAUGUGACAGCCUAUAACGUGCUAAAAGUGUUUAAAAAAUGCAUUAAAAUAUGUGAACACGCGUUGAUGUAUGUAAAAAAUGUGUAUUGGGAUUUCUUUUUGACAUCAUAUGAGUAUUAUUCAUUGAUCA